Messenger RNA from Physella acuta, 1930 nucleotides. Its product is annotated as M protein, serotype 5. Lineage: Eukaryota; Metazoa; Mollusca; Gastropoda; Physidae. The record is from RefSeq and is a predicted model, not a curated record.
UUGUGCACUGGAAUAGAUACGCCUAUUAUGUCAGCACAGUUUGCAUUGGAUUAAUGGCCAGACCUGACCCCACCUGUGACCCAAGCUACAAUAGCCGACUCAAGGACAUGCUGCUAGAAACGUUUGUACAUUUCGUCAUACCCGAGAACGUGUUACCUAUGAUACUCAGGUACAACAUAAUCACAGCCAACGAUCAGGACUACAUCAAGGCGGUCACAAGAAGCAAUGGCACCAGUGCUGGAGCCGAGGCGUUGUUAGACCGAAUCAGUCGAUACCACAGGUGGUUUGACGUCCUACAGGACGUUCUCAGAGACGACAGUGUCAAGCUGGUUCAUGUGGCUGAUCAGAUGAACGUCAUCAAAGAAAAAGCCGAGGAACGUUACACCAAGAAAAAAUGUAAAAAGGGCGGAAUUUCUUUCCCUUUUAAAGUUAGAAAGAAAUACCCUUCCACACUGGAUGAAAAUGAUAUCUUAAAAAAACAAAUAAUCGAGCUGACAAGACAAUGUUCACUUUUAAAUAUUCAAGUCGAUGAAAGUAAGGCCGAAGCUAUGGAGGCAAAAGAACUUUAUGAGAAUAUGAAAGCUGAGAAUGAUCAGUGUAAAUUGGAAGCUACCGAAUUAAGACAACUUUACGAGAAGUUAGAUGCGGAGCUAAAAAGCAGGCAAGACAUUGAAGAAAGAGAGUUGAAAAAAUUGCGUAUAAAAAACGAAGAACUGAAGGAACAACUUCUUUUAAAGGAACAGUACUGCGCUGAGAGAGAGGAGGAGAUCGUUGACAUAUUUGCAGACUGCAGUAAAUUGAUGGAAGAGGUCAAAUCCAUGAGCUCUAUAAUAACUCAAAAAGACCGCGAGAUACGUCACCAGCAAGUAAUUGAGAGAAAGCUAAGAGUUACCAUAGAAAGUCUAAAAAAGACGCUUGAACUUGUAACACAUAAGGAAGAAAACGAAACGCACCAACGCAGGAGUAUACACGAAGGUUACGUGUCAUUAGAAGAAAUGUUAACAAUGGAAUUGUGCAAGCUAGAGAAAGAUAUGAAAGACAUUGAACUCGAUGACGAGAUCGAAGUUGAUGAACAAGUGGAUGCCAGUUCUGUAAUACCUGAUACAAACACACCACCAACGUUACCUUUUCGACACCCGUAUGUUAAUGCUGGAAUGUUGUCUUAGUAAUACAUUGUUACAAUGUUAUAUUUUUUAAUGCAUUUACCUAUUGAUAAUUGUUUGAUCAAUAAUUUGUUUUUUAAACUUGUUUAUAAAUAUAUAUUAAACAAGGAAGUAAACUAACAAGUAUUGACAAAAAUGGUAGUAUGUGGGUAUUUAUCAGUGUACUUGAGUUUUUGUUGAGGUAAGCGUCUCAAAACUGUUAAAUCUAAGAGAAAACGUGCAAAUAGACAAAAUACGUUAUUAAUUGUGGAAGUUAUAGAUAAAAUUUAAACGAUCCAUUUAAUAAAAUUACUUUAAUUUUGUAUACUACUUUGUAUCGAUUUUUGCUAAAUGAAAAAUGUAUUUGCAAACGCGUGUUCUAUUUUCUGACGAAGAUUCCCAUUCGUAGGUCUUUAUAUAUUGAUGAAUCAUUAUAAUUUUUGAUAAAAAAUAUACAGACCAAAUUAAAUAUUAAUAUUUUGAAAAGAAUUGUGCGUAUAAAAUAUACAUAUUUUUAUAUAUUAUUUUUUGUGUGUAUGUUUUAAGCACCUUAAGUAAUUAUUUAUUAAAAUGUUUUCAAGACAUGUAAAACAAAAGUAUGAGAAAUAACUGAUAACAAAAAAAAAAAAUAUUUUUGUCAGUUUGUUGGUAUUCUUGUGUGUCAAAUGUGAAUUUUGAAACUUUAAUUUGAAAACAAUUUACAGCAUAUAUGUUCCAUGAAGAAACGUGAUCUAUAUUAUUGACAUAUUUGAAAAAAAUCUAAUACUAAAUUAAAAACUGAAGGAAGA